This is a messenger RNA of Lachancea dasiensis, 774 nucleotides long. The record is from the annotation of a GenBank genome assembly. NCBI's taxonomy places the organism in Eukaryota, Fungi, Ascomycota, Saccharomycetes, Saccharomycetales, Saccharomycetaceae.
AUGGAUAACCUCGACGAUGACUGGGAUCUGCCGGUCUCAAAGAAUAUCAGCAGAGAGCUGUUCGCCACAUAUGCUGAAAAUGAGGCCUUUGAUGUCGACAAUUUUUUGCUAGAAAACAACUUUCAUUAUGUUCCGCUAGAUACAUUGUCAAAAGACCUGACGCUAUUGACACAAGAAGUGGAUCGGGCCCUAUUGGACGCUUCCAGCCAAAGUUACGAUGAUUUCGUCAAGUUAUGUGAUCAAUUCUCGGACAACGCGGAGACAAGACCAGAGCUACAAAACGUGAGAGUUGAUCUCAGACAGUUUUCUAGUCAGUUGGGUAAUUUAUCCCAGGUUGAAAUGACCAACACUAAGGAAAUUGUAGCUGAUACGGUAGACUACCUGAAGUCUCUAGAUAAGUUGUCAACACUAUUACAAGGCACUAUGGCUCUCACGACGAAUCUUCAAUUAGCUGGAAAGCUAUGUGACGCCUUGGACGCCCUUUGCGCGGAAGACGACGAACAUUUGGAACAGACAUUGUGUAGUGAUCUGGUCACACACCUUCACAAAAUCACCACUGAAGCACACUCGUCGCUACUGCCAUUGCAGCAUAUAGACGCUCCCUUGAUACUGCAACUCAGAUCAGAAUAUCAAGGUAUCCUAUCUCAGUUCCAGGCUUGUCUGCAUGUCUUGAGCAAUAGAUGCCUUACGAAUCCCGCUGCAUUUGAAAUUUUAGCAAUCAACCUCAAAAGCUUGAUACCCAAAGCCGGGGCACAAUCAACCACCAAUCAAUGA